AUGCCCGAGAAGUCUAAGAAAUCAUCUUCCAUUAAAGCUUCUAACAAAUCUACUGAGGUCGUUUCUUCCGAUGAUGAAAGCCACCAACCAAAAAAAAAUAGCAAGAAUAGCAAAAAGAAAUCCAAAUCUAAGAAGUCCAAGAAGCAAAGAAAACGAAAACAAUCAACUUCUCGAUCAGAUUCUCGGUCAAAUUCAAGUUCAGAGAGAACUAGCGGAUUGGAAACUGAUUCUAGUCCAGCUGCUCCCAGGAAAGUAACUUAUCACAGUUUAACAGAAUUACCAAAAGAUACGAAAGAUAACUUGCGUCGAGAAGUAAAAUGGAAUAUCAAACGUAUGCCUACAGGCAGUCAACUCGACAUCAAUAAAACUUUCGAGUCGCAGAAGGAUCUGCGCCACCGCCAUCAGAGAGAAGAUUUAUUAAAAAAAGAGAAAUCCGAAUCUGAGCAAACUGAAGAAACCAAAAGAAAACAUGGCAAUUCACGCCAAAGCGAGAAACGAAUAAGACGAACGAACAUGGUCAGACAUUUACAACUAUUAGACGAUCCAAUUGUCUCAAAGUUAAAGAAAUCGGAACUCAAUCCAAUCAUGUUAAAAAAUGCGUAUCAUAGUCCAGAGGAGUCCGAAGUUGAUUCGGACAAUGAUUCAAAUGAAAAUCGUAUUGUAAUACGAGAUAUCAAGUGGAGAAGUGAUUGCACUAUUUGGAUGUAUUAUUUUAUCAGCAAACAGUUGAUAAAAGAAGAUGAAAACGAGUUUUUGAUAAUUCUCAGAUCGAUGUUAUCGAUUAUAACUGGGGAGUUAAAGAAAUAUAGAGAAAAUGAUGAUAAUGAUGAUAUUGGACACCAUUCAAGAAAGAAACCAAAAUCAGUUGAAGGGAUCCAUGAUGAUGAUGAUGAUAUUGGACACCAUUCAAGAAAGAAACCAAAAUCGGUUGAAGGGAUCCAUAAUGAUGAUGAUGAUAUUGGACACCAUUCAAGAAAGAAACCAAAAUCGGUUGAAGGGAUCCAUAAUGUCAAAUAA
This is a messenger RNA of Rhizophagus irregularis DAOM 181602=DAOM 197198, 1017 nucleotides long. The record is from RefSeq and is a predicted model, not a curated record. NCBI's taxonomy places the organism in Eukaryota, Fungi, Glomeromycota, Glomeromycetes, Glomerales, Glomeraceae.